Messenger RNA from Mollisia scopiformis, 1553 nucleotides. Its product is annotated as Pex19-domain-containing protein. Lineage: Eukaryota; Fungi; Ascomycota; Leotiomycetes; Helotiales; Mollisiaceae. Bases 279 to 1343 code for a protein of 354 amino acids. Gene Ontology annotation, biological process: protein import into peroxisome membrane. Gene Ontology annotation, cellular component: peroxisome; peroxisomal membrane. The record is from RefSeq and is a predicted model, not a curated record. The transcript is spliced from 3 exons.
AGGAAGGAACAACCAGGGCCUGGACUAUACCGAGGUCUUCUAGAGUUGGUGAAUUUCAAGAUUUAUGAAAUAAAGAUGAAAACCACAAACUUCAUAUAAUUUCUACAAAUACUUGUCGGUUCAUAAACUUUCCUCUCCUAGCCUGCCUUUCUAGACUCUAGACUUUUAUCUUUCAUCAACCCCGCACAGCGCAUGCGACGCUGCAAACAACCGUCACAGCCGCCUGACACGAGCCGAUAUCGAAGUGUACAAUCCUUUGAGUCGCAAACAUUGCCCAGAUGAGCACCACCGACAUGGAGAAGAAGGCAGAUGACUUGGAAGGUCUAGCAGAGACCUCUGGGAAGAUUAUGGAGAAAGAGAAAGAAACGGCUUCAAAACCUACAGCAGAAGCUGCCAAGUCAGAAGAUGUUGCACCAACAGAAGAUAUACCGGACCCGGAUGAGGAUGACCUGGAUGACUUAGAUGAUAUGCUCGACGAGUUCUCUCCUUCAAAGCCAGAACCUACCCCUCCCAAAGCUGCCUCUGGCGCUGGAGCUUCUGGCCCUGGCAGACCUCCAGCGCCAACUACAGACCUGCUUCCAAAUGAUAUUUCUGAUGAAGACUUCGCGAAGCAAUUCCAAGCCGGUAUGGCAGAGUUGAUGGGCGAAAUGGAUACUUCUCCUGAUAUGGCAGCGCAAUUCGAGAACUUAUUGAAGGAGCUUGGUGGGGCAGCAGCUCUGGGCGAAGCAGCUGGAUUAGGACCUGCCCCUCCUAUUCCCACAUCGAGCAAGGAGAAGGGACCCAGCACAAAAGCCAAAGCAGGACCAUCUGCGGGUACAAAUGCAGCUGAAGAGUCGUUCCAGGAAACCAUCAAGAAGACAAUGGAGCGAAUGCAGUCAAGCGGAGAUCAAGCUACUGCUGCAGCUGCCAGUGAGAACACGGAUGACGUGCUAGCGGAAAUGAUGAAAGCCAUGCAAUCAGGAGCUCUAGGUGGUGAAGGGGGCGAAGAAGAGUUUUCAAAGAUGCUGCUAGGCAUGAUGGAGCAAUUAACCAACAAGGAGAUCUUGUAUGAGCCUAUGAAGGAGCUGGACGACAAGUUUCCCGAUUGGAUGGAGAAGAACAAAGAUAAAGUUGCGGAAGCGGAUCUGAAGAGAUACAAGGAGCAGCAGAUUUAUGUUAGGGAGAUAGUGAAGAGGUUUGAGCUCAAGACGUACAAAGAUGAGAAUGCUGUAGAUAGAGAGUAUAUCGUAGAGAGGAUGCAAAAGAUGCAAGCGGCUGGAUCUCCACCUCCAGAUCUUGUUGGAGAUAUGGCAGCAGCGCAAGAAGCUUUUGGGGCGCCGGAAGAGAGUUGUCCGACGCAAUGAAGAAAGCCAAUCCCAAAUACUCUGGACCAAGCUUGUGAUCAAAGCUCGUAAUACUCCAACAUGAGUAUAUACAAUGAUACCCCAUAACGCCUCCCUAUGCUUCCGUUGAUGACUCGAAUAAUGUCUGCUCAAAACGCCUGCGCUCAAAUGCUAAGCAAAUGCUCGGAAAAUCCAUCAACACUAACUCAUAUCCAUCAUGUCUUGAUCCUG